Cladophialophora psammophila CBS 110553 is the source of this 2391-nucleotide messenger RNA. RefSeq lists its product as uncharacterized. Lineage: Eukaryota; Fungi; Ascomycota; Eurotiomycetes; Chaetothyriales; Herpotrichiellaceae. The transcript has a single exon. Bases 1 to 2391 code for a protein of 796 amino acids. The record is from RefSeq and is a predicted model, not a curated record.
AUGUUCGCUCCCACGCAAUCCCAUUUGGAUGGUGCCCCUGAAAUCUCCCAUGGCGCGCAUUAUGCGGCUCCCAGAUCUUGGAGCAACUUGAGGAGAUGGAGCGCACAAAAGAAUCAAUCUAAUGUCGCGCGCGCACAGCAGCGGUCAAGCACCGGUUCUACCAGUGCAACGCUUACUGACAAUUACACCGGCCAUCACAUCGGUGCCGAGCCUUCCCAACAAUGGCAGCCAAUAUUUCUCACCCUUUUCAAGCAUAUCGUCGUGUUCCUCGCUUUCUCUCUUCCGAUCAUUUUCCUCGCUCUCGUCGUUAAGAUUCCGAAAUGGUAUGCCUUUGAGGCUGACUACUGGGUAUCAAAUUCUUUCACCCACUGCAACUUCAAUGGACAGUUCACGCCGUACGACAAGCCGUCGAUCAGCCUCUGGGAUCCGUCCGGAUUCUUCUACAUCACCGUCUCCUGGGGAAAGAUGGCCUUCUCAACAGCGAAAUUCAUCGAUAUCGUAUGGGAUAUUUUCGUUGGGCGUGGAGGGCAGGCUUUUCUUGCGGUGGUCACCUUCAAAGUUUCGUCGCAGUACUUGGCCUUGGCUAUGCGCGAAGCCUCCGUGUCUUACAACACAUUUGAGUCCUUGGCUUUUGUGCCUCCGAGCUUGGGUAGGACAGGCCGAUUGGCCGCCGAUUUGCUAACGAACCGCGGCUGGCGAGCGAGGUUAAUCAUGGUCUGGAUUGUGUUGAGCUCUCUGUUCGUCCUCAGCUUCUCAACCCUAAUCACAGCCAUGUCAGGGUACAGCAGCGAUAUCAACGCGGUCAUGCCAGAUUAUGACAAUGAGUCCAUCCUGUGGACAAACUUUCAAGUGGUUCAAUUCGCCAUUAACGACGCAGAGCGUAUUGGACAGCCUGGACCAAUGUAUAUUACGGUUGGAGAUACCUGUGUUCAGGAGGGAUUUCUUGGUGAUGAUGACGACGACGACGACGAUGAUGGCGACAACUACGACAAUAGCGACAGUCCAUUCCCCAACAAGACUCGACACCGACGUGACAAUGACGACGGAGCAAACAACGAGAACUCGAGUGGUCACGGCAAAGUGGAUUGGGAUUACGUCCCCGCCAACUGCACAACGUUCUGGCAUGCUGUGCAAUAUGUGAGCAUGUAUGGCCUCAGUGGGCAGAACCACUCUGAAAGCAACUUUACUCUCAAUGGGCAGACGCACACAAUUGGCGCCCCAACGCUCAACAUCACGACCUCCUACUCGCCAGUGGCAUUGUCCACGUUAACCACCUACCUGACCACCUUCUCCGAAUCAUCACCACCGGCUCCAGGAGCGCUGGAUUCCGUUUCACAGCUUACUGACUUCGCAUUCUGGCUGUACGAUAACGAAACAUAUCCUUUCUCCUACAUCCUAGACAACGCCACAUGCCGGUACUCGAGGUGGCAUAACUGGGGAUUUUCAUUCCUCUUUUUAUUCAUUACUUCGUUGCUACUUGCGCUAUGGGCAAUUGGCACCUAUGCAUUAUGGCUGUACACAUAUCUGAACGCCCCCCACGGGCGAGUCCCGGGGGAGAACACGACAGGCGGCAUUUACAGAUCGAGCUGGACGCUGGUCGAGGCUAUGAGAAGAGAUGUCGGGCCCGGUGCUGUGACACCGGAGAUGAGAGAGGGUGAGAUCCGUGGAUUGGUGAGACGACGGCCUGGACGUGUAAUCCAAGGCGUAGGUGACAUCAACAAUAGGGGUCACCCACAGCUUCUGGCCGAAUCCGAGAAGAAUCCAACAGUGUCUCCCUCUCCCUUGGCUCCAACCCAGAGAGCUCCCGCAACGCGCUGGUCAGUUCUCCGCUCAUGGCUGUCUCCAUCGCCCCGACCAAAUCAUCAUCCGGUAAAUGGAAUGUAUUCACCCGCGAACAGUGUGUUCACACACGCCGGCUCCACUUUCUCCUCAUCCUCUCAACAUCCGAUUCUGCACUCGCCCGCUGCACCAGGGAGGACCAUGACCAUGACCUCGCGUAUGUCGAGUCUCGCAUCCCCUCAGACAGACUCACCCGUUACAUUCGGCUUCUCUGCCGCCGCCGAGGCAGACAUCCUAGAGGGCUCUGGCAUUGUAAGUGGUGUUGAUCCUAUAUCUGGCAUUUCAACUGGAACAGGACCAACCGGGAAAUUCCGCCCGAGACUGAGUCUGAGUCGAAUCAUCCCCCCUGCGUCACCAGCGAACAACCCACGCACGGCGUCCUUGCUUUCUCCGUCCUCAGCAGCAGCGGCCAAGUGGAUCAGCUCUCCUGAUCCGAUGUCCGCCUCGGAGGAAGCUUCAACGGUGAGCAUCUCACCCAUUCGUGAAGAUCGAAAAGAGAAGGUGGAUGAGGGUGAUGCGAUUAGGUGGAAGAAUGAUCUGGGUGACGACUGA